Chanos chanos (milkfish) is the source of this 2649-nucleotide messenger RNA. It is a transcript of the gene tlr18, whose product is annotated as toll-like receptor 18. The record is from RefSeq and is a predicted model, not a curated record. Gene Ontology annotation, molecular function: protein binding; transmembrane signaling receptor activity. NCBI's taxonomy places the organism in Eukaryota, Metazoa, Chordata, Actinopteri, Gonorynchiformes, Chanidae. Bases 1 to 2649 code for a protein of 882 amino acids. The transcript is spliced from 3 exons. Gene Ontology annotation, biological process: immune response; toll-like receptor signaling pathway; inflammatory response. Gene Ontology annotation, cellular component: plasma membrane.
AUGGCAGAGAAAAGGCAAACAUUGAUUGCUCUGUUCAGUCUUUUGCUCAGCGUCCAUGGAUUUUUGUUCAUCAGUCCAACUGAUGCUAAAAGCCCCUGCCACAUAUCAGAUGAUCAGAGUAUAGCAGACUGCAAGGGACAACGUCUGGAUCGUGUGCCUAUCAGUGAUCUCCCAGCCUCUUUGACAAAAGUGGAUCUCUCCUACAACAUCUUGGACGGCAUCUAUAACCUUGAUUUCUCCCACUUGCCUAACUUACGGGUCCUCUUGCUUCAGUACAACAACAUAUCAGUGAUUGAGGAUGAAGCCUUCAAGUUCAAUCUUUUGUUAGAGGAACUUAACAUCUUCAACAACUCUUUGAAUGCAAUCCCCUCCAAAGCCCUGGCACCUCUUAUCAAACUGAAAAACCUAGAUAUGUCAAAUAAUUUAUACAGUAAAGCUACUCUGGAUCUGGAAGUCUUCUCUGCAUUCACGUCUCUGAAGGUGCUGUCUAUGGGUGGUCCUUUGGUCAAGACUUUGAGGAAAGGUGACCUUGAUGCAUUGCAAAGCCUUUCACUGAAUAAAUUUGCAAUUAAAACCGGAACUAGUCUAAAACAGUAUGAACAAGGGUAUUUGGAGCAUGUUCAAACAGAGAACAUGUGGUUUGAUGUGGCCAUAGACAACCAUCCACAUGUGCUGCCUCAGAUAUUGCAGGACUUGGCAAACAAGACCUUUCGUGUUCUCCGUUUCAGAAACCUUUUUGAAUUCACAUACUAUACAAGCACAGAGGACCUCUUCAGUGGCCUACAAUACAUUCGGGCUCAUGACCUUUUUUUUCACCGUGGUAAGGUCAAUGAGAACCUUUUGAGGAUGCUCCUGCUGAACAUUCAAGUCAGCCCAAUUAAAUCCCUGAUACUUAUGUACAUUGAUUUUGCUCGUUCGCCCACUUUUGUGGACAAUGGGAAAGAUUCCAGUGUGACAGACCUAGCUUUGGAUAGACUUGUGCUUUCGGACAUCAGCAAUCCAGACAUCCUCCGUUUUGAUUGGCGCUUCACUUGGUUUAACAAAAUCCGCCACUUGAUAAUUUGGAAUGUCAAUUUCAACUCCGUGCCUUGUGAUGCUUGGCAAGAAAUGGGUGAUGUGCAGACACUUGAUGUCUCUAAGAACCAACUGAGGAGUAGCUACCUCUACAACCAGCAGUGUAACUACAAGGGCACCAUGCCGUCCCUUCACCUCUUUAAUCUUAGCAAUAAUUUCCUAAACAGCCUCAGUGAUGUGGCAUCACUCACAGGUGAGUUUAAGAGCCUGAAAAUCAUUGACCUCAGUUACAAUCAGCUGGGUUCAGCCGAGGGUGAUGCUUGCACCUGGAAGCCAAAUAUCACCCAUUUGUUGGCUCACCAUAACCAAAUAGUGACCACCAGCUUCAAGUGUCUACCAACCACCUUGGUCUUCCUUGAUUUGUCUUACUGCAACCUAGAGCGGGUGGAUAAGGACUAUUUUGAAAAGGCCAGCAACCUCAGAGAGGUCCGCCUGUCUGGCAACAAGAUUAAAUUCAUUCCUGCAGGCUGGAAGAAUCCCAAUCUGCAGUCCCUGUCCCUGGAUGGCAACUCUUUUGGCCUCAUAAACAUGGGAUUAUUCAAAGACAUGCCUGGUUUAGUCACUCUGAAGGCAGGGAACAACCCCUACCAUUGUACUUGCGAUCUUCACAAUUUCAUCCAUGAGACCACGUCCAAAGGCAAGGUUAAAAUCAUCGACUGGCCUGAAAACUACAAGUGUUACCACCCAGAGGCUUUGCUUGAUACGAUGGUUUCAAAGUACUUCCCUGGCCAUGUGGCUUGUGACAUAAGACUUGUCAUAAUAAUCUCUGUGGCAACAACCUCUGUGGUUGUUUUGGCCAUCAUGUUGGUAUGCUACGUUUUCAACAUCCCCUGGUAUGCUAAAGCCUCAUAUCAGAUCAUCAGAGCCAAAUAUCGGGCCCAUAAGGAAGGAGCGGGCCCAUCAGUACACUAUGCUUUCCAUGCGUUUAUCUCCUACAGUCACGCUGAUGCUGACUGGGUGAGAGACCAUCUUCUCACAUGUCUGGAGAAUGCCAGGCCUCCUUAUCGUCUUUGUAUCCAUGAAAGAGACUUUAUGCCGGGGAAGUGGAUCAUUGACAACAUCAUUGAAAACAUUGAGAACAGUCGUAAGGUUAUCUUUGUGCUGUCUCGACACUUUGUAGACAGCGAGUGGUGCAACUAUGAGCUUUACUUUGCCCAGCAGCGAGCUAUUGGCAAGACCUUCAGCGAUGUCAUCCUUGUCGUAAAGGAACCCAUUGAUCCCAAUUCUUUACCUAGCAAGUACUGCAAACUCAAGAAAAUGCUGAGCACCAAGACAUAUUUAGAGUGGCCUCAACAACCCAAGCAACAACCCUUCUUUUGGGCCCAACUCAAAAGCGUCCUGGGAAAGCCCAACCUUGUUCAGAGGCGGUCAACCAGUGGCCGAAAUAGACCCUCUACCGGGAGUGCCAUAUCUGUAGUUGAGCUCCCUCCGGAGAACCAGCGGACAGGGGAUGCUGUUCUAAAGUUAGAGGAAAGUGCGGAGGUCUUCCAGGAGACCAGUGGGGAGGUUGAAACUGUUCCAGAAGCCAGUCCACAAAACCACACACCCAACAUAUCCCCUGCAGAGAUGAUGUAA